AUGUUGUGGUGCGCCCAAUGUGAGCACGGGAAAUUCCCAGAUAUGUGCACAUUGCGCAUCCACUUUUCAUCGAUCCUGCACCGUGGCUUCCAGGCUUUCCGAGAGCCACUCGAGGUGCGGUUUCCUGCGGAUGCUGAUGUGCCACCAGGACAUUCUGCACCUGCGAUUGAGAAUGUCCCCAUCUUCCAAGUGAAGCUGGUGGACGGCUUCACGAAGAGCUUGUGUGUGCAGACGAUUUUCGCAAUGAUACACCAUAUGGGUAUCACUGCAGAUGAAAUCUCUGGAGAUGCAGACUUCGCAAACUGCCUUGCAUCUUGCAAGUACUUGAAGGGCAAUUUCACAUACCAUGAACGGCCGGAGAUGUAUCUCUUCGAGUCUCUGGCUCUGUGCCAGAGGACCUCGGAGAAGCAGAGUGCCUCAGCCCUCGAUCUUGCAAGUGCUUUUGCGGAAGCUGUGCGCAUCAAGCGUGCUGUGCUGGGCCAGAAAUCACUGCGAGAUGUGCUUGGACUGUGUGUGUCGGAGUACAACAAGGCCGUGGGCCGGGACCACAAAGUCAAGCAGGAGACGCAGAAGAUUAUUUACAAUGUUCUGCGAUGCCCGUUGGAAAUGCGGGAGAUCUUGGCCCAGGUGUAUGGUGAGUACCGCCACUACAAUGCAGGCAGUGCACUAGUGUGCAUGUGUAGACUUACAGCGUGGCUUUCAGCUUCAUGGACUAUGUGUUGUUAUCUAUCACAUGCAGUCUCAGUCCCCAUCUCUCUCUCUCUCUCUUUAUUUUUUUUCUCUCUCUCUCUCUCUCUCUAUCUCUCUCCAGCUCCAUCUCUGUAUUCAGUGCAAGUCUUGCACCGGCCAGCGCUGACUCUCGAGAAUCUGGCGGGUGACUUCUAUGUGCCGGGCACGAACCUGGGGAAAGGCCAGGGCGGCAAGUGGCCUGAAAUCUUGGAAGCUUGGCUCCCAUCCACGAACAAUCACGAACUUAAUACCAUGCUGUAG
Messenger RNA from Symbiodinium sp. CCMP2592, 990 nucleotides. The record is from the annotation of a GenBank genome assembly. NCBI's taxonomy places the organism in Eukaryota, Dinophyceae, Suessiales, Symbiodiniaceae.